Molecule: messenger RNA, 1715 nt
Organism: Sycon ciliatum
Lineage: Eukaryota; Metazoa; Porifera; Calcarea; Leucosolenida; Sycettidae
Product: GDP-fucose transporter 1-like
Exons: 7
Coding region: 128-1195 (355 amino acids)
Biological process (GO): protein O-linked glycosylation via fucose; GDP-fucose import into Golgi lumen
Cellular component (GO): Golgi apparatus
Molecular function (GO): GDP-fucose transmembrane transporter activity; antiporter activity
Source: RefSeq, a predicted model, not a curated record
CGAUUUUCCUUCGAGUGCAUGCAGCAAGACUUUUAUUUACAAGAUCAACCUUGCUAGCUACGUAGCUACUCGGCUUACUGAAGUGAUUGGUCAGUCUCUUCAUUUGCUUGCUCACUUCGUAGUAUUGAUGGCUGCCGAGAAAGAACGUGAGCCGGACACAGUGAUCAAGAUGCCAACCCCCAAGGAGACUUUGAAGGAUUCCUUCAUGAAGAUCGCGGUGGUGGUUGCUGCAUACUGGGUUGUGUCCAUUUCUAUGGUCUUCCUCAACUCCUACCUAUUGAGCAGUAAAGAUGUCAAGCUGGAUGCACCACUGUUCAUCACCUUCUCGCAGUGUGUCACUGGCGUCGUCUGCCUCUUCCUUCUCAGCAAGUUCGGCUCGGGGAUGCAGUUCCUGGACGAGUUCCCAGCGUUCCAAAUCAGCACUUCGCUCAUGUUGCAGCUUCUACCCUUGUCGGCAGUGUUCGUGGGCAUGAUUGCUUUCAACAACCUGUGCCUGAAGUAUGUCGGUGUGGCAUUCUACAAUGUGGGUCGUUCGUUGACAACGAUUUUCAACGUGGUACUGUCAUAUCUCAUUCUGCGACAAGGCACAUCGCCGCGUGCCAUCAUCUGCUGCUCCGCCAUUAUCGGUGGCUUCUUGCUCGGCGUCAAGCAGGAGAACAAGUCGGCAACGAAAUCGGGUAACGACUCCGAUCUCUUCCUGGGCGUGUUCUUCGGCGUCAGCGCUAGCUGCUGCGUCGCUCUCAAUGCCAUCUUCACCAAAAAGUUCUUGCCGCUCGUCGAAGGCAACCUGUGGCGCUUGCAGAUGUACAACAACCUGAACGCGUCACUUCUGUUCUUGCCUCUGAUCUUCAUCUUCGGCGAGUUUUCCGUCCUGAUGAAGUACCCCAAGCUGUCUUCGCUCUCCUUCUGGGGCAUGAUGCUGCUGAGCGGUGUGAUGGGCAUCGCCAUUGCCUACGUGACUGGGCUGCAGAUUCGCGUGACGAGCCCGCUGACGCACAACGUGAGCGGCACCGCCAAGGCGUGCGCGCAGACCGUCCUGGCCGUCGUCUGGGCCUCGCAGUACAAGUCCUUCCUCUGGUGGGUCAGCAACGUGAUGGUCAUGUGCGGGUCCGCCGCCUACACGUUUGUUCGGCAGCGCGAGAUGCAGAUUGCGCGCGCCCAGGAGGCCGCUCAGGCCAGCGAGAACAAAGCCUAGUUGAGUCGGCAGUCAGAGAAGCUGGAGUGGAAUUCUGGAAUUCGCCCACGGUAUGUGACUCAACAUGACUUUUGAGUACUGAGCUUUUUUUUUAUGUCGUAUCUUUUUUUCAUCGUCAUCACCUCUACUAUCUCUUCCCCUACUCAUUCUAUAUUGCAUGGUCACUCUACCGAAACCAGAAAAGUGUUAUCCUAUCGUGCUAUUCUACGUCUGCGUCCAGCUUCCGUCUUGUGUGUCUAUCUGCUGUUUCGUAUGGCCUUUGUCUUGACUGACUGCUCUAGUUUCUGCCAGAUAUGUUUGCAAUGGUAUUUUAGCCAGGAGCUUGAGCCGUUUUCUCCGGAUUCUUUUCAUUUCUUUUACGUCUAUCGAUGUAGUACUCGUGACUAUCCACGUAGGGUAUCUGUGAGUAGCGAUGCUGUUAUGAUAAUGGCCGUUUGCUCCGGACUUGCGCCGGUACAUGUAUUGACUGUAUAUACUAACCUUACCUUACAAUGUAAUGCUAUGAAGAUUGUUACCUCCA